Messenger RNA from Adineta ricciae, 354 nucleotides. The record is from the annotation of a GenBank genome assembly. NCBI's taxonomy places the organism in Eukaryota, Metazoa, Rotifera, Eurotatoria, Adinetida, Adinetidae.
AUGUAUUCAUCUAUAACGUCCUUUGUAUCGUCCGAUCAACCUCUCCUUCGCAACUCAACUAUACGUUAUCAACGUUUUACUUUGUUAAAAUACAAUAUGAGUCUUUCCCUCAGAAAUAUAAACCGAUUAAAUCAAUACAACUUGAUGGCUCCAUUGCUCAAGGCUCUUCUGGAUAGUGGUCUUCGACCUGAGAUAUCCAAUACCUAUGUAAAACGUCUCCUUUCUGACUUAGAACGAAACGACUAUAUGGAGAGUGAUACAGAUGAUUAUGAUGAUCCCGACGAUGAACUAGACCAUGCAUUAGCCACAACACACACAGAAAAUGGACCAUACAAUCAACAAUCUAGUACAUGA